UAUAAAUACCAUCACUUUUUAAUAAUUUUGCCACACACCCUUGUUUUUGUCUAAGUUUCUCUCUUUCCUCCUUCUGUCCUUCUGUAAUACUUAAAAAUUAGCACAGCCCAGGGCUGUGGGAUGGGGAGAACUGAAAGUGAAACUGCAGGGAAUUACUGGAAUAAGUGGAAAAAACCACAGUGGACUGCAUAGAAAUGUUCACAGAAGCUCCUGAAUUACUUUUCAUCAUCUGUGUAUGUGGGUUAAAGCAUAUACUGAUGAGUUGCUUCUGGAAGAUGCAUCUUCUUCAUGGAAAACUUGACUUUUCUUCUUGACUUGUAGUUUCUUCUCUUCCUCCUUUGUGUCUUUUUUGGGAACAGGAGGGUCUGUUCUUUCCUAACCUGAUGAUAUUCCAGUUUUCUUUGUGUAGACUUUCUGUAUUUCCUUGCAGCUGCUUUUGAUAUUUUAUUGAAGUGAAAUCAGUUCAUUUUGGGAGAGAAAAGCUGAUUUUUCAGGUGAAAGUGUUGAGCUGCCAUUGUGUUUUCUGCCUGAAUAACACACAGGUGCCUGGGACACGGCUGUUCAUGGAAAGAUCCAGGUGAAAGAUCCGGUGUGAGCUGGGAGGCCAUGGCAGGAUUCCUGGACAAUUUCCGCUGGCCGGAGUGCGAGUGCAUCGACUGGAGCGAGCGCAGGAAUGCUGUGGCCUCCAUCGUGGCAGGGGUGCUGUUUUUCACAGGCUGGUGGAUCAUGAUCGACGCCGCCGUGGUCUAUCCCAAGCCGGAGCAGCUGAACCACGCCUUCCACACCUGUGGGGUCUUCUCCACACUGGCCUUCUUCAUGAUAAAUGCUGUGUCCAAUGCACAGGUGAGAGGAGACAGCUACAGUGAUGGAUGCUUAGGAAGAACAGGUGCUCGGAUCUGGCUCUUCAUUGGCUUCAUGCUGAUGUUUGGAUCCCUCAUUGCUUCCAUGUGGAUCCUCUUUGGAGCAUAUGUCACACAGAACACUAAUGUGUACCCUGGCUUAGCAGUGUUUUUCCAAAAUGCAUUAAUAUUUUUCAGGUUCUGGUUUUUAAGCAGGUCCCUACACUCGGCAGGUUCUGCAUGGCAAUCAAACUACUCCUGCCCUGUGAUGGCUCUGGCACAAAGGACAUUUACUGGCACCACAGUCCUUGGAAUUAAUUUCAUGCUGCUCAGUGUAAGAGAUACCAAUUGGUAUUCAAUGUAUUUCCUGAUAUUAGAAUAAAAAACUCCAACAAACUGCUGCCAGUCCUACUUCAGGAAUAUAAAGAACAACUGAGAGUCAGACCAACAGCUUUCAAAUGAUUCUGUGAUUCUAUGAGAUCAGACAGGUGUUGUUUUCUCCAGGGGAGGCUUUUUGCUCAUAAAUGAACAGUUUUCCUGCACUUUUCCCCUUCUGUACCUAAAAGGUGAAUGUUCAGGUGAAUGAGUUCACCUAAAAGGUGAAUAGGGGUAUGGAUUUAUUUGUUGUACACAGUCUGACCUUGAAAUAAUUGCCAGCUUUAGAACUGCCCUUUGCCCCACUUAAAAUGUGCCAACUUUAGGGCUGACCUUGCCCCAGUUAAAUUGUGCCAGCUUUGGGGCUGCCCUUUACCCCACUUAAAAUGUGCUUAUCUCACGUUUCCAUGAUUUGAAAUCCAGUUUCUUCUGUCUGGAGUGCACAGAAGGGAGGAAGAGGAUGUUUUACAGCCUUGGGCUGAUCUUGUACAUUCAUUUGCUGUUGGUGACUCCUUCUCUCACGAGUUCUCUGUGGGUUUUAAGGCAUUUGAC
Messenger RNA from Corapipo altera (White-ruffed manakin), 1766 nucleotides. RefSeq names its product transmembrane protein 50B (gene TMEM50B). Lineage: Eukaryota; Metazoa; Chordata; Aves; Passeriformes; Pipridae. The coding region runs from base 607 to 1221 and encodes 204 amino acids. Gene Ontology annotation, biological process: late endosome to vacuole transport via multivesicular body sorting pathway; protein targeting to vacuole. The record is from RefSeq and is a predicted model, not a curated record. The transcript has 7 exons.